GAUACUGCAUGGCUGAGAUGUGAAUAUCCGAGCCGGCUCCGUCUCCCCUGUGUUAUAUAGCGCCGUAUCUCACCACAAGCUGUAGUAUAGAGAGACUGCCACGGGUCAAACGCGAUAGCAAAGCACCUUGAAUCGACUCAGGCUCCCAAACAUGAGGGCUGGUUCGCUUUUUCUACUCUGCGUACUAGCGUUAUGCGGUGGAGUACAAUCUCAGGACUCCACGAAGCAGUGGAGCGAGUGGUCACCAUGCUCUCGGACAUGUGGAGUCGGAGUGUCCUAUCAGAAGCGAGUAUGUCUGGAUAUCACGGAUAGUGGCGGGAAAACAUGUCCAGAAGAGUUCAAUUACAGAACCUGUAACAUACAGGAUUGCCCGGAGGGUUCUGGAAAUUUCCGGUACGAGCAAUGCGCGGAGUUCAAUAAUAGGACCUUAGACGGCCGGAAGUACAAAUGGGUCCCCUAUAUACCAGGCGUGGAUAGAUGCGGACUGAAUUGUAUGCCCAAAGGCGAAUACUUCUAUUAUAAAUGGGGCGAGAAAGUCGUGGACGGCACAAGGUGCGGGCAGGACUCGUACGAUAUCUGCGUCAACGGCGAAUGCAAGUCUCUGGGUUGUGAUUUGAUCCUUAACUCGAAAGCCAAGGAAGACAAAUGCCGAGUGUGUAACGGAAAUGGCGAGAACUGCCGCACAGUGAGAGGGUCUUAUUACGACAGUGGUGAAGGUUACAAAGAAUUUCUCGUAAUCCCUCCUGGGGCGACGAACCUCAGAAUCGAAGAGAUAAAACCAUCCGUACACUUUAUAGCAAUGGCAGAUUCCAAAGGUAAAUUUUUCUUCAAUGGAAAUUACGUAGUCACCAAUCCCCGCACCUACAAAUUUGCCGGGACUCUGUUCAGAUACGAGAGGACUGAAGCGGGCAAAGAAGUGAUCAGCGCGCUCGGCCCUACUACCGAACAAGUCCAUGUUGUGGGCUUACUGACGGCUGACGAGCCUAACCCUGGGAUAGAGUACGAAUUCUCGCUGCCUAAGAGCGUGGUGGUGUUACCCAAGAAGGCAAAGUAUUCGUGGAAGAUGGACGGUUUCUCGGCUUGCACGGCAUCGUGUGCAGGAGGUUACCAGGUGCGUCGCGUGUUCUGCGCGCGAGAUCGUGAUGGUAAGGUCGUGGAUGACAUUUUCUGUGAUUACAAAAGCAAGCCACAAACCAGAAGACAAUGCAACGACUCGCCCUGCCCUCCCCGGUGGUUCAUCAGCGGGUGGAGCGCAUGCUCGUCCACGUGCGGUCAAGGCAAACAAGUGCGACGCGUGCACUGCGAACAGGUGGUCAGCGGUGGUGACACGCAAAUGAUCCCGGAUGACAAGUGCACAGGCGUGGGAGCGAAACCGUCGGGCACAAGGCUGUGCACGCUCACGAGGUACUGCCCCGUCUGGGCGACAGGGGCGUGGAGCACGUGUUCUGUGUCGUGCGGUGAGGGUUUUGCCACGCGCGAGGUUGUCUGUCGGCGCGUAGAAAAAGACAAUAGGGAAACACUUUCACCAAUCAGAGACGACUACUGUGACUCCAGAGCGAGGCCUGUUGACCGGCAGAGAUGCAACGAGGGGCCAUGCACAACAAAAUGGCUGACAUCACAAUGGAGCGAGUGUUACCCCAAGUGUGGGCGUGGCAUCAGUACCCGGAUGGUGUAUUGCGUGAGCGUGACAGAUGAGAGCCAGAAGUACCCCGACACGUUGUGUAACAACAGCACGAGACCGCAGAACCAGAAGCAGUGUGUUAGCGAUCGAGUCUGCCCUCCAAUGUGGCACGCGUCUCAGUGGAGCCGGUGCACGGCUACCUGUGGUACGGGAAUGAAGAUGCGCAAUGUGGUGUGCGCACAAGACGAGGGGAAGAUACUGCGCGUGGUGCCACGUGACCUUUGUGAUCGCAAUCACUCCAUGCCAUCAAUCGAAAAGUGCUCCACUAGGCCUUGUCAGGCGGGCUGGUACAUAUUCCCAUGGCAACCGUGCACCAGAUCGUGUGGAGUUGGCUUGAAAAGACGACAGAUAAAAUGUUUCGCGGAUUCGAAAGAAGACCCGGAAGAGAAGUGGUGCGACCAGGAAACCAAGCCACACGACGUGGAGCGGUGCCUUGUGCGAUAUUGCGACCAGGAGGAAACAGAUGCACCACCACCUACAUGGGAGCCCUUUACCCAAGCCAUUGAGACCCGAGCCCCGACCACGACUAGACAGCAGACAGUACUUCCGACUACCGUCCGACCGACAACAAAGAGGCCGACAACUACACGCCCGACAACCAAACGACCAACAACCGAGCAACCGACAACAGAGCGUCCGACGACUACACUACCAACGACGAAGAGGCCAACAACUACAAGACCAACAACAACGCGCCCGACGACGACACGACCAACCACGAAGCAACCGACAACGACGCGCCCGACCACAACACGACCUACUACGACACGCCCGACGACUACACGACCAACGACGAAGAGGCCGACAACUAUAAGACCAACAACGACACGACCAACCACGAAGCGCCCCACCACAACACGACCGACGACGACUCGCCCGACCACAACACGACCGGCAACGACGCGCCCGACGACUAUACGACCAACGACUUUCCCUGUAACCUCCGCGAAGCCGACAAGGCGAGCGACGUUACAGACCGAGAAGCCGAAGCCAAUCGUGCCGGCGAGGAUCGUAGAGGGACCGCGGGACAUCACAACCUUUGUUCGGUCCCAGGUCCUUCUCACCUGCCGAGCUGAAGGCAACCCAGAGCCUUCCGUGGGCUGGAAAAAAGGCUUGCUGCCCGUUAGUAGCCUGGGGCCUAGGUACGAGAUAUUAGAGGAUGGAACUCUACGCAUUGAACAAGCGAUGAUCGAAGACGAAGGAACAUACUCCUGUUAUGCCACGAACUUCAAAGGACCUUUACAAACAAGAACUGCAAAUCUUAGGGUUGUCGUGCCCGUGACCGUAAGCAUGAUACCACGUGACGAGCACGAGGUUUCCGUCGGAGAACCAUUGACGAUAUACUGUCAAUUUAGCGGCAAGCCUACGCCAUUCAACCGCUGGUACAAGGACAGUCAACUCAUAUUAAACGGCAACGAACGCAUAUCGAUUUCCCCCGGACAAAUAUCGAUCAAGAGUGUAUUGCCUUCGGAUGCUGGUCUGUAUGAAUGUCAGGCAAUCCACGACUAUGGCCGAGCAGCCGACUUCGUUACGAUCAAGGUCAAAGGAGACCAACCGUCCCUGGCCCCCACGGUGGAGGUUUGCGAGGAUGACGAGUCGGUGGCAGAGUGUAGCAUCGUCAAGCGAGUCAACUAUUGCCGGCAUUCCUUUUACCAAAAAGCGUGCUGCAAGACAUGUAGGGGCACCUAGACAAUGGACAGCGGCUAACAUCAUUACACAUGGGCGAGUUCUCGCGCUAAAGACAAUACCAACGCUUACUGACAUGGAUCAUACCAUAUAUGGAGGGUACCAUAUAUGGCACGUAACGCCAUAAGUAAAUAUAGUUACAUUGCUACCUCUUGUUUAGAUAAUGUGCUGAAAAUGUAAAGAAAUGUUUCUCGAGAUAAAAACCUACGGAAUAUUUUAUAUUUUAUUGGGAAGUGACAGGAACUUUUAAUGAAGAAUGUGGUUCGUCGGUUAUCAGUUAUUGUAACACAGUCCUGUAAUUCAGGUUAAUCUAAAAAUGCACAUCUUGUACCGCUAGUAGGUAAAAUAUUUCGGUUUCAUAAUAAGUAAAAUAUACCGGUUUUAUAA
Molecule: messenger RNA, 3754 nt
Organism: Nematostella vectensis (starlet sea anemone)
Lineage: Eukaryota; Metazoa; Cnidaria; Anthozoa; Actiniaria; Edwardsiidae
Product: papilin
Exons: 20
Coding region: 152-3370 (1072 amino acids)
Biological process (GO): extracellular matrix organization
Cellular component (GO): extracellular matrix
Molecular function (GO): metalloendopeptidase activity
Source: RefSeq, a predicted model, not a curated record